AAAAGAAAACAGCGACUUGAGGCGACACUUGUUAAUGGCUGUGUUCUUCGAUGCCCAGUGCAUGAACGACACUUAAAACUCAAAAAUCAAAAAUUGAAUAAAGUUCCAAUCUCUUUCGCUUCUUCCUGAUUUGAUCUUUAUUUCUGGGUUUUGAGUUCCCUAUUAUUUUCCCGUUCUGCAACAAUAAAGGUCUCAUUUUUUUCCAGUUUCCCUUUCUUCGACCCACCCAGAAAAAGGGGAAAAACCAAGGGAAAAUGAGAUGGGAAAAGUUGCAGAUAGAAGGUGGUGGUGACGGGCCAGGGAAGAGGUGGGGCCACACAUGCAAUGCCAUUCAAGGAGGGAAGCUUCUCUAUGUCUUUGGUGGCUAUGGAAAAGAUAACUGUCAGACUAACAAAGUUCACGUCUUUGAUACUGUUAAUAGGACAUGGAGCGAACCGGAAAUGAAGGGCGUACCACCUACCCCAAGGGAUAGCCAUAGUUGUACCACCGUUGGUGAUAAUCUCUUCGUAUUUGGGGGCACAGAUGGGAGAAGCCCUCUUGGUGAUUUGCAUAUAUUGGACACCUCAUCAAAUACGUGGAUCUCACCUAGUGUGAGAGGCGAUGGACCAGCACCAAGGGAAGGCCACAGUGCAGCACUUAUUGGGAAAAGGCUCUUCAUCUUUGGUGGAUGCGGAAAAUAUGAUGGUCUCGAGAAGUACUAUGAUGAUGUUUAUAUAUUGAAUACAGAGACAUUUUUAUGGAAACGGGUUGUGCCAUCUGGUGGCCCACCAACAAAGCGAGACAGUCAUACCUGCUCAUCAUGGAAGAACAAAAUUAUUGUGGUCGGUGGUGAAGAUGUGUCCGAUUAUUAUUUGUCAGAUGUUCAUAUAUUGGAUGCAGAUACUCUUCUUUGGUGCAAGUUGAAUACUACUGGCCAGCUAUUGCCACCCCGGGCUGGACAUACAACUGUUGCCUUUGGAAAGUACUUGUUUGUAUUUGGGGGUUUCUCAGAUGGGCAGAAUCUAUAUGAUGAUAUCUAUGUGCUAGAUUUGGAGAGUGGUGCAUGGACCAAGGUAAUUCCUUCCGGUGAGGGUCCUUCUGCAAGAUUUUCCAUGGCUGGAGAAGUCUUGCAUCCAACAAUGGGAGGUGUGCUCGUCUUCAUGGGUGGCUGUAAUAAGAAUCUUGAAGCUUUGGCAGAUAUGUAUUUAUUGCACACGGGGAUUACUACUGAUUUUGAACGAGAAGAAAGGAGGAUGGAGAAACUCUCCUUUAGGAAGCAACUGAGGCUAAAGUGUCAACAAGAAAGUAAUCCACCCUCAUAUCAUUCAGGUCUUUCACCCAUUCAGACUAAUUCUAUCCUUCAGUAUUCUGUCGCAAAUUAUCUCCAACCUAGCCAGCAUGCUUUGUAUUCGAACGAAUACCAAACACGUGGAGGGAAGAAGACAUUUGAGGCCAAGGUUAUGAAAAGGUUUGCAGAUGGAUACACAAUUGAAACUUUUAUUGAUGGCAAGCCCCUUCGUGGAUUAUUGUUUUGCAAUAGGCGACAGAAUGAUAAGGAAAAUGUUGCUGAUUCUGCAAGGAAAAUCACAGCCGUGGAUGGGACAAAGGUAAGUGGUAAUGAAGAUGAUACUGAAGCGAUGGAUUUAACAAAGUCCUCAUCGGAGCAGAAUCUCGAGGAUGUCCAGAUGGUAGAUGGUGAUGUUCCAGUGGAAAAAACGGCAAGUGCAUCUGCUGAAGUACAGAUGCCUUCAGUGAUGGAAACAAAGAAUCUGGAAUCAAUCGAUGCUUCACUUUCCCUUGAGGGCGAGGCAUCAAAGUUUUCAGUGGUACUGGAUGUGAAUUUGGACAGUAAUGGACUAAUAAAUGCCCCAAUCGCCAGUAAUGAUUUCCCCGAGGAUCAUGUUUCCAUGGGAAAGGCUUAAAUUGUGAGCUAAGAUUGCCAGAUUUUUUAUGAGCUCUAGAUCAAUCAUAUCCAGCAGCACACACUUGGAGACCAGAAGGUGAAGAGAUUCUCCUGUAGAUCCUGAUAUUGGGAUUUUGCAGGAUCAAAGACUAACCAUAUUGUACAUUUGAAGAUUCUCCCCAAGUUUCACUUUCCUAACCUGUGCAUUUGCUGUAGCGUGGGAUCCCAGUUCUGUGUUAAGUUAGUUCCAUAUGGCGAAAGAUAGUAGGUUUAGUUUGUUAGCCUGUACUUAGAAAAACAUUGCUCUCCGUCCGAAUGAAAGAGGAUGAGAAGUGUUGUUUAUGAUUUUUGUCACAUGGGUCAAGAGUUGAUGCAGGGGCUUUCUUUUGUGUUCUGGGUAGCCACAUAUGGUGUUUAUGCAUAAAAUUGCUCCUUGCAACUUAGUAUCACGGAUGAAGUGGAAGAUGUGCUUACUGGAGAUGUUAAGCCUCUCUAUGGGCAUUUUUGUUUCAUUUUGUGUACAUUUCUGAAACAACUUCCAUCUCUUGAUGUUUUAGUUAUUUUGUAGCGCAACUUAGUCCUCUGCUAUAUUUUAUUACACGAAUUGCGCUGUCAAAUACUCAUUUUAAUUUAAAUUCAAACUUAAACGAAAUGCAGAGCUUGC
Molecule: messenger RNA, 2546 nt
Organism: Oldenlandia corymbosa var. corymbosa
Lineage: Eukaryota; Viridiplantae; Streptophyta; Magnoliopsida; Gentianales; Rubiaceae
Source: the annotation of a GenBank genome assembly